AGUGUCGCGCCAACUGCUGACGGUGUCGCAUGUCGUGUUGUAACACUAUUAGUUUACAAAACUUCCCGAAGUACGAGUGAAUUUAGUAAAAACAAUAUAAAAACGAAUUUACGUCACUAAAUAUCGAUAAACGAAUUGAAUAGUGUUGUGAAGCAGUGAGGUCUUUGUAAAAUAAUUUUUGCCUGGUCGAAAGGCAUAAAAACAGACUGUGUUCCGAAAUCCGAAUGUUAUCCAGCAAUUAGUUUAGUAAAAGUGAGUGCGUGUGUAGACGUUUUAUGCUUCAAUUAAGACUAGAGCUGUUUUAUUUAAUUCACCAUCGAUCUAAGUGCGUGGAAGGAAUCGGGAUCACUAAUGUUGAAGUUGGAGUCUCCGGAGGUCCGCAUGUCGCUGCCGCUGGAGCCGCGGGCGCCGGACCCCUCGACGCUCGCGGCCUAUUGGGCGGAGUACGAAGACCUGUGCCGUCAGAUCAGCACAGCGCACCAGAACGAAGAUGACGAGAACCUUUACGAAGAAGGCGAACUAGAAACAGAAUGGCUGCAAGCAGCCGGACUGGCAUCCCUCGCAGCGCCCUUCCAAGAUGGACAGGAAGUGACGGAGGCCCAGCUGGGUGAGGCCGUUAGGCCUUUGCCCCGAGAGCAGGCCGCCGCAGUGCGCCGCCGGGUACGAAGGCUCAACCGCACUGUGAGGAGGAAACGCGCCGCUUCCAGAGCGAAGAAACCCGAUAUCCGAGAUGUGUUCCGUGAUUUGGAGAACUCGAGCGGCAGCGAGCCUAGGUCGCGUAGUGCGACCCCUGAUUCGCUGGACUCGCUGCCCAGCGGUGGAUCCGGCAGCCCACCCACAGAAUGGGCCGACGCUGCCACACCGCCGGACUUUGUCGAUAGGCUCGGAGGCGCGGCGCACGCGCCGCUUGGGCGCACGCCGUCCGCGCCGUCCGCGGCGCCGCGCCGCACGCGCCUCUCCCCGCGCCCCUCCCCGCCCGCACACUCGCCGCCGCGAGUGCACGACCUCUUCAAGCCAAACGACCUGCACUGGGCCGACAUCGCCUCUAACACCGAGGGCAUAGAGCUUCUGGGUUACCAAAGAUAUGGAACAGUUCAGGGACCAAGAAUAGGAAAGGAACGAAUCAACGGAUCCAUUCUCAAAGACAGUGACACUUUUAUCAACAAGCACGCAGCCGUGUCUCGUACUAAGAGCGCCGUGGCACAGCAGCCGCUGAGCUUCGAGCACAAGUUCAACCUCGACCGCCAAGUACUGCACCAUGAGGAGGAGUGGCCAGAAGAGGAUAGCACCGUCGACAUCGAGUCACUCAACGAACCAAUGCUGAAGAAACUGCAGCCAUUGCUCUGGCUGGAGCUGACAGCGCUCUUCGACCGCUACUCACUGCCUUUCCACAAGAGGAAACCGCCGAAAAAGAAAAGGAAAGAAGAGGGUUCAGUAUUCGGUGUUUCACUAGAGACCCUUCUCCGCAAAGAUAUGAUCCUAUGGGAAGAGACGUGGAGUUCAGUACCGAGUAUACUGCGCGCUAUUUCUUCGGCGCUUCAAAUGCGUUGCUCUGAUGAAGGAUUAUUGCGUGUUCCCGGAAAUAAAAAUAAGAUCGAGGCGCUGUGCCAGUUGAUCGAGCGCGAGUGGUACAGCGCGCGGGAGCAGGUGGAGGCGGCGCUGCAGCGCGCCACCGGGCACGACCUGGCCGCCGUGUUCAAGCGCCUGCUGCGCGCGCUGCCGCAGCCGCUGCUCACGCAGGAGCUCAUGCGCCUCUUCUACCACACCUACGCGGUGAGCGGCGGUGCGCAGGCGCGCGCGCUGAACCUGCUGGUGCUGCUGCUGCCGGGCGCGCAGCGCGCCUCGCUGCGCGCCGUGCUGCGCCUCGCGCGCGCCGUGGCUGCGCGCCGCCACCUCAACAAGAUGGACGACCACAACGUCGCCAUGAUCAUCGCGCCCGCACUCUUCCCGCCCAGUCUUCUGAUUAAGCCGACAGACAGUCUCGAAACUCAGCUUGCCACGGCGGCCAACAGCUGCCACGUGACUGAGGCACUCAUGCGGUGGUCGGAAAGUUUGUGGCAGGUCCCCGCUUCCCUGCUAGCCGCAGCACAGCGUAAGCCACGUUCAAGGCAUGUGCACACCUGACUUCAACACUCUGGACUAGUGAAUCCGAUCUAGUGAAAUGUCGAGUGAUGAUACAUAAAGGACCUUAAAGUGCUAACCAAACUAUAGCUUCCUGUUUUACGUAAUGUACUGGAUCUUUGGUGCAAUUGAUUUAAUAAAAUAUAGCUAGCUAUGUAUGUCAAACAUUUAAAGUGCCUUGAAGUGUCGAAGCACGUCAUAUAGCUGGGGAUACCUUGGAACUCUUAUCACAUAGGAGCUUAAGAGUAAUACCAAAUUGUAUAUAUCAUUACGCUGGUAACAUUCAAUUGACUGUAGCAACAUUGUGUUAUAUUGAGAUGUAACUUAUGGAGUUUUGGCGGGAAAUUGACCGGCGGCGGUUUGCUGCUCCUGUAUUAUUGUUUAAAUAAUGGUUUGAAGUGGACUUUGAUAUGUAAAAGUGUUGCGAUUUUGUGUAUUAAGUGUCUACGCAUGUGAACUAUUAGUGGAAACAGUGAAACAAGUGCUCUGAUGGUGAUGGAUUCUCAAGAUAAGCUGUUUGUUUGCAUAGGCACCUUUAGAUACCAUCGCCAACUAUCAGCUGUCUGCUGGAUCAAGUUGCCGCCAAAAUCUCCCAAGAACUGCACAAUGUGACGCAUCAACAUAUUGUGAAGCAGUAUACUAUGAAGGAGUGGGGAAAUUACAAUAAACCGAAUAAAAAUACUUAAGACUUGGCCUAAAGGUCUAGAUACCAGGCCAUAAACUUCAAAAAAAAAAAGAUGUAACUUAUAAUUAUUGAUAUUAUAAUAUAAAAAGUAAAAUAAUCAUCAAAGGAAUUAAUAUAAUCUCUAUGUACAGUGUCUCUUUAGUGCUUGAUCCUCCGGACUGGUACAUUGGAAAUUAUGUCGGUUACUAGCUGAUCUUUUUGCUUUCCCCUUUCCGGUAGGUGCCGUUAUAAGUUUUACUCCUGACUUUUUAUAUCCUAAAUAUAAAAUUUAUAAACAACUUGACCACAGCGCCACCUAUCGGGUUCAGAUUUUGUGAUUUUAUGACCCUAAACCAACAUAUUAUAUUGUGGGUAUGAGUAAUUAUGGACCGUAAUUAAAGAAUUUGUUAAUUACUUGCUUAAUAGCACAGCUAUCAGCCACCGUCUCUAAGUCAAAUUGUUCAGAAAUGACUAUUACACGAUCACUAGUCGCACCUAUGCUUAUAUAUAUAAAGGUGAAAUUAUUGAACAUGAAAAUAUUAGAAACCAAACUUGACUGAGAUAUUAACUAGUUUUGUUCGAGCAUAGAAUACAAUAAAAAUUUCCUUAGCUUAAAAAUGAAAAUAGUUAUUCAAGUGUGUGAAAUAAUAUAUUUUAUGUUUACAUCAGAGCUUAAAUUCUAUUUCAUUAGUUAAGACCAACUAAGUUACUAUUUUGAUAAAACCAAAAUAGCUACACACAACAUGUAAAAAUAGCUAAUUUUCAACAAAUGUUAAUGAUCUCUUACUGACAAAGGUUUCACUAGGAGUUGAGAACACAUUCUGUAUUUUAAAAUGGGACCAAAAUAAGGCUUAGAAUUAUAACUUAUUGUGAAUCAAAACAAUAAAUAAAUAAGGAAUCCUAUGUCAAUUGUUAUGCAUUAAAAUUAUAGUAUUAAUGAUUUUUAUUCAAAUUAACAAGAAUCUUACAUAUUAUCUAUUUUUACUAAUGUAAAUAUAAAAAUAUGUAAUUGAGUGAGGCUUUCUGAGGCCAGUAGCGAAAAUAAAUUAUAUCAAUAUGAAAGUAAAUAAAUAAUGAACAUAACUAUAGCAAAUCUUAAAAAGCAAUAUUAUUAGUCAAAAAUAGGUGGUAACUGUGCGCUUAACAUAUAAAUUUUAAAGUUCAUUUAUCAUUAGCUAACAUUAUUAAUGUGUUUGUGUUAAGUGUGCUAAUUGCAAAGGGUAUUUAAUUUUUAUUGUCUUCCAUUUUUGUUUUCACAAAUGUUUUCUCAUAAUAUGAACCUAAUGUAAAAUUGCACCCAUUAAGUAAGUUCUAAGUUGUCUACACAUUAUACAGACCUAUGGUUACCCGACUACGGCUACUGUAUCAGUCUAUGCCAACUAUAUUAUGUACAGCUUCAUCUAUUUUAAUUUUGUGGCCUGAUUUUUAAAUCUGAGCAUAUUAAAUCUAAAUGGGGAAAAUAAAUGACAAAUUGUAGCAAUAUUGUUUGGCCGUAGUUGGGUUUAGUUUCUUAAUCUUUAUACUUGUUUAGUGUGCUGUUGAUUCGUCAGCAAACAUCAGUGAGUGAUAUAGUUAAAUGUAUUUAAUUAUAGCGAAUAAAUCAUAUACUCCGUGUUAAUUAUUAGUUAACGCAUUUAGUGUGGUAUAUAAAAAGUGAACGAGAUGCCAAAUAAUCAUUUCUAUUCUAAUAAAGUGAUAUUAUAUUGAAUAUUAUUCCAGUCUUCGAGGAGUCUGGUGUAUUUCCUUUCUGUUUAUAAAAUUGACUUCUAUCUUUUUGGAACUUGGUGCCAUUUGAAUUUGGUAGGUUUUUUUGAAAGUUACCAUUUGGCGAAAUCUUGUAUUCAUGGUUGUUAAUUGGAGCCUUAUGUCGAAAUGAUAUUUUACUUAGGAAUUUAAUAGAUCAGAAUUCCGUUCGUUAUGUAAAUACUAUUUUGUAGGGCGGACUAUUGUAAAAUAUCUUACCAAUGUGACUAGGCAAGUAAAGACUGACUUGGUGUAUUUUAAGCUAUGUAUAUUGAUAUUAUUUCAUAAGUAUAUUUACUUCCACUUUUAAAUAAAAUAUACAUGUAUUU
Molecule: messenger RNA, 4857 nt
Organism: Parnassius mnemosyne (clouded apollo)
Lineage: Eukaryota; Metazoa; Arthropoda; Insecta; Lepidoptera; Papilionidae
Source: the annotation of a GenBank genome assembly